GUACUUGAUCCUACAUUUACCUUUAUCUUUUUGGCUUUCCAUGUUUCUCAUCUAAACCAUGUAUUUUGGGAAGCUGACCUUGGCCAGCCAUCUCAUCUCUUACAUCUUCAGUUUUUGCAUCUUGAAAAGUAGGGGAAGUAGUACUCAUUAUACACAAUUGUUGUUGAGCAAACACUCAAGCUACCAACCAGUAAAUCUAUUGGGUUUACCUCCAAAAUAUGUCUUGACUUUGUCUGCUUCUUUGCCGCCAUCCUGAUUGAAGUCCUGUCAUCUGCUUGGACCACAACCCUCAGCCUCCUUGAUGAGAGUGUGAAGAUGCUUAAAGAGCGUCCAGGGAUGGCAGAAGUCCCUCAGCAGCAGAUGGGUGUUCCUGUGGUAAAACUGGAGAAAGAGUUGCCAUGGGGCAGGGGAAGGGAGGAUCCUGGUCCUGAGACUUUUCGGCUGAGGUUUCGGCAGUUCCGCUACCAGGAGGCAGCCGGCCCGCAGGAGGCCCUCAGGAAACUCCAGGAGCUCUGUCGCCAGUGGCUGAGGCCCGAGCUGCACACCAAGGAGCAGAUCCUGGAGCUGCUGGUGCUGGAGCAGUUCCUGACCAUCCUGCCCCGGGAGUUCUAUACCUGGAUUCGGGAGCAUGGCCCUCAGAGUGGCAAGGCCCUAGUGGCCAUGGUGGAGGACUUCACAGAGAGAACACUGGAGGCCAAGGCGGUUCCAUGCCACGUGCAGGGAGAACAGGAGGAGACGGCACUUUGCAGAGGCCCUUGGGAAGCAGGUGUCCACCUGGGACCAGUGGAGGUCAAGCCUGAGUGGGGGAUGCCCCAUGGGGAAGGUGCUCAAGGCCUCGACCAAGGCGCCGAGGAGCAGCUCAAUCAGGACCCUGGUGCUGGGACACAGGCCUUCCAGGAGCCGGCUGUUCCACUUCUUCAGGCUGGUCCUGGCCUCCCCACAGUGAACACUAGAGACCAAGAGAUGGCAGUUGGGUUCCUCACAGCUGGGCCCCAGGGGCUGGGACCAUUUAAAGAUAUGGCUCUGGCCUUCCCGGAGGAAGAGUGGAGGCAUGUGGCCCCGGCCCAGAUAGACUGCUUUGGGGAAUACGUGGAGCCACAGGACUGUGCAGGCAUUGGGAGCAAGGAAAAAGAGGCCAAAAUCCAGCAGGCUGACCUCAAGGGGGCGCUUGCUCAGGGGACCUCAGAGAGGUUUGGGGAAGCUGCUCUCCAGAGCCCCGAGCUUGGAAGAACCUGUGAGCAGGAGCCUGGUAAUUCUAUGGGAAACCUGCCAGGGCCGCCGCCUUCCCGGCAUGGCAUCCUACCUGUUCCUGACGACCUCAAGACUCACAGCUCCUUCUGGAAGCCUUUUCAGUGCCCUGAGUGUGGAAAAGGCUUCAGCCGGAGCUCAAAUCUCGUCAGACACCAGCGAACCCACGAAGAAGAGAAAUCCUAUGGCUGUGUUGAGUGUGGGAAAGGGUUUACUCUGAGAGAGUACCUCAUGAAGCACCAGAGAACCCACCUGGGAAAGAGACCCUAUGUGUGCAGUGAGUGCUGGAAAACCUUCAGUCAGAGGCACCACCUGGAGGUCCACCAGCGGAGUCACACGGGGGAGAAGCCCUACAAGUGCGGGGACUGCUGGAAAAGCUUCAGCCGGAGACAGCAUCUUCAGGUGCACCGGAGGACUCACACUGGGGAGAAGCCCUACACCUGCGAGUGCGGCAAGAGCUUCAGCAGGAACGCUAAUCUGGCCGUGCACCGGCGAGCCCACACCGGGGAGAAGCCGUAUGGGUGUCAGGUGUGUGGUAAGCGGUUCAGUAAAGGGGAGCGGCUGGUCAGACACCAGAGGAUUCACACAGGGGAGAAGCCCUACCACUGUCUUGCCUGUGGGAGGAGCUUCAACCAGAGGUCCAUUCUCAACCGGCACCAGAAAACUCAGCAUCGCCAGGAGAUUCCCGUGCAGUAAGGGUGCUCUGCGGAAAUGCAUUUUUGUAAUACAAGGUGCUGGACAAGGCGGGACCUUCCUUCCAGGACCACCGAAUGGAGGGAGACCGUUCUGGAGGAUGUUAUUCACCUUUACUCUCUGAAGGAUUUUGGAGGGGUUGGUGAGGGUUACAGGGUGCAGAAAGACACCUUGACCCAUUUGUUCAAAAGAGAAAGGGCAAGACCAGGCUCAUUUUGAGUUCCCAGAGAGCACAGCCUCUCCUGUCUCUUACCCAACUAGUGCUAACAGUUUUCUUACAGUCUUUUGGGAAACGAUUUCCUGAGUUUUAGUUCAUGUUGAGGUUUUUCUCCUUCAGUGGGAUGUUCAUAUCCACCUCCUGAGCAAGUCUGGUAGUGAAGGCAAAAUUUUGUCCAUUGUUGGCAGCUUGAACUAAUUUUUCUGUGGUCUGUAUCCUGCCUGCCAGGAUAUGGACUCUGUCUGUUUCCUCCCCCCACUCUCUUUUCCACUUAAAUAUUUAUUGAACACCUACUAUAUGUCUGGCACUGGGAAGAUGGUGAAUGAGACAGAUGAAACCUUUUUCUCCAGGAGCUUUGAUUUAGCAUUGGAAACACACACAAAACCAUUAUCGUGUUCUAAGUCACAUGUGGUGAGUGCUGUGUAAGAAGAUACUCUUGUGCUCACUCAUUCUGCCCUUCCUGCUUGGGUGCUGGAUCUUCCCCUCUCUUGUCGGGAUCCCUCAGGCAGCCUUGUUUAUUUUACUUUAUUUGUAGCUCCCUUUGACACAUUCUACCCUCAUCUGUAAAGUUCCCCCAUUCCAUUCCUUGUAUUAUAACAACUGUCCACACAUUUAUUCGGAAAUUAAUAUUUUGUUAUCGAUCACUAAAUAAACAUGAGAGUAUUUUUAAAAGCAUUCAGUUCUGUAUAAAGAUCUAAUUAAGCCUGAAAGAUGAACUACUAUUAAUACUCUAUAUUUGAUGGCAUUUUGCAGUAUAUAAAAUGCUUUUCUCUGUGUUCUCACUUGAUUAAUUCCACACUUAUUUAUUGAGGCCCAACAGUGUGCCAGAAGCACUUGCAGGUGCUUGACAUAUAUCAGUGAAUAAAAUCGGAAAAUCACUGACUUCGUGGAGCUUACAUUUUAGUGAAUGUAUUUGAUCUUCAGAAUCACCGAAGGUGGAAUGCAUGGAUGCCCCCAUGAACCCUCUGGACCUGGGAUCUGAGCGUAGCCUUGGUUCUGUCAGCUUCUUGCCCUGAAAUGCAUUUGCCAUCUAUGUCUCGUUACUGAAUAAUCUCUGUCCUCAGUGCAUCUAAAUCCUUGUCGUCUGAGGUGCUUGGGGUCUUGAAUGCCAACUGGAAGUGAUGAGAUGGUAGAAAUCUGUUUUGCAUGAGUGCCAAUUUAGGAAAAAUAAGUAUGUAGGCGUUUAAAAAUGCAUUUCUUUAAAAAUGAAAAAAUGCAGUAUUUGUAACUGUGUUUAAGCUUUUUAUAUUAUUUUGCCAUCACUAAAGGGUUUUCUUUCUGUUUGAAAUUCUGAAGACCGCGUAAUUCACAUGGACUGCACUGCAGUGUUGUAAUUCUGUGCCUCUGAAUGCUGUCUGCUGAGUAAAUUAGUCUUUGUGAACUAUAAUUGCAAGAUGCAAUUUGUCUUGUGAUGCCUCUUAAUAUUCUUUCAUUGGGAUUUUUUAUUUUUAUUUUUGGUUGUAAAUAAGAUAAAUGGUAAUGACUUCAAUACAAGGAAUUGCAAUAUUCAGUCCAUUUUGAAACACACUACUUCAUCUGUUUAUUGACAGAUAGUCAUGGUGUUUAAUUUUGAUUUAGCAAAUGACCUGGCCCCUCAGCUGUCCCCUCCAGGCUACACUUACCAGGGUGUAUCUGAGACGUCUACAGUAUGAGACUCUGGGCUGCUGCUACUUAGCAGCAUCGGGGUCCAGAUGCAGAAUCGGCAUGUUUUUCCCUGUUUUCCAGACAAACCAGGCAAAGCUUAUAGCCACUUGGCAGCCAAACCUGAUGGAAGCCCCUGCUUCUGGUCUAGACAUGAGGGCUGACCUGGCCUAGAGUUUGGGUUUCUCUAGGAGGUCCCUAUUCCAAAGCUGGGUGGAAGCAUGGGGCCACCAUGUGGUCUUUCAGUUUACUUGAAUUAAGUUGUAGAUUCUCUUUGAUCAUACACUUAGCCAGAGAUGUCUCUGGGUUUUUAGCUAGUUGGAAUCUCCUGAGAGAAGCUUGGAUAAAGUCAGGCCUUGCUGUCUUCCCAUUUGGCUUCCCUGCCUGUUUAGAGACCAAAGCUUGUGGACAAUGCCUCAAAAAUGUCUCAAAAGCGAAUUUUCCCCAUGGAAAUGUAGUAGCCUUAUUUUUAUUUUAUUAUUUUUUAAAUGAUUAUGGUAUCACAUAAUUAUCCUCAUUCUCCCAAACUUACCCCAAACCCCUCUCCAUAUAUGCUCCCACCUCCCUGUUGUCCAUGACCACUGGUUAUAGUAGCCUUAUUUUUAAAUGUCAAAUAUUUUAUUUUCUGUAUAUUUCUAUUUAGAGAUUUGUUAUAGGAAAUUUCAAAUAUAUAUAAGUGAGUCCUCAUGUAUUCAUCGUUCUCCUUUAAUCAUUAUAAACUCAUAGCCAAUCUUG
Molecule: messenger RNA, 4534 nt
Organism: Pipistrellus kuhlii (Kuhl's pipistrelle)
Lineage: Eukaryota; Metazoa; Chordata; Mammalia; Chiroptera; Vespertilionidae
Gene: ZSCAN25
Product: zinc finger and SCAN domain containing 25
Exons: 7
Coding region: 316-1944 (542 amino acids)
Biological process (GO): regulation of transcription by RNA polymerase II
Molecular function (GO): DNA-binding transcription factor activity, RNA polymerase II-specific; RNA polymerase II cis-regulatory region sequence-specific DNA binding
Source: RefSeq, a predicted model, not a curated record